Molecule: messenger RNA, 1075 nt
Organism: Lingula anatina
Lineage: Eukaryota; Metazoa; Brachiopoda; Lingulata; Lingulida; Lingulidae
Molecular function (GO): protein binding
Source: RefSeq, a predicted model, not a curated record
CCGAGGCUUUCACUCCAUUUCCAAGCACACAUUUAUUACUCCUAGUUAUACCAGUGUUUUACCUUCAGGCCAGCUCCUCACUCCCCACCUCAGGGACUAGCUUAGGCAGCCAAGUUCAUUCUCAGGAGCUUUAUCAACUGUCGCAGUAUCUACAGGAAGCACUGCAUCGAGAGCAGAUGUUGGAGAACAAGCUGGCCACACUCCAGAGGCUGGUCUCCAGUACACAAGAGGCCUCUGAGUCUGGAUGGCAGGCCCUAAUAGAUGAAGAUAGGUUGCUGUCCAGGUUAGAGUGCUUAGAAAACCAACUUCAUAUUUAUGGCAAGAACCACACAGAAGAGUCCUUGCGCCAGGAGUUGGUGGCACUGCAGGAAGAUAAGAGCGUCUACGAAACCACCGCUAAGGAAUCUCUUAGGAAAGUAUUGGAAGAAAAACUUGAAGCUGUGCGAAAGCUGUCAGAUUUAGAGCGAUCAUAUAGCAAUACAGAAGAUGAGUGUAGCCACCUCCGGCAGUUGUGUGAGGGAGCCCAGACAGAGCUACAGGAGCUGGCAGAGAAACAUGAGACUCAGCUCAAAGCUGUAGCUGAAGCAGAGCAAAAAUUACAGGAGGCUGAGCUUACGCACAGUGAAGAGUUAGAAAAAGUUAGACAAGAAAAGACAGACCUGGAAGGCAAACUUGAGGACAUGAUCAACCAAGAAAAUACUCUGUCUGCCAAAGUGGAGUCAUUACAGGCAGAUAAUGAUUUCACAAAAGAGCAACUGACUGCCAUGAAAGCUCGCCUAGAGUCCCUUAAAGAGCAGAGCUCAGGGAUAGACAAGGAAACUGACUCACAGAGUGUACAGGUGGACAUCAUAUCUAUAGACAAGUUAGACAACGAAAGUCAGGAGAACAGUAAAGAACUGGAAGACCUGAAAACCUCUGCUGCUACAGUUACUGUUACUGCUGGUGUGAAUGUUGUGGAUACUGAUAGUAGCGAUAACAGUGACAACUCUGAGUCAGAGACAAACGGGGAUUUUAAUAAGGAUGAUGUCACAGACGGUGACAGUGCCGAGGUGGCUUUUGUAAAAGGUAAGGCCAG